UGGUGCCGCGCCCUUGAGCUGUUCUCCACCUUGGCCACUCGCAUAGCUAUGGAGAAAAGGGCGAAAAUUCUGACUCAUGUGCAGGCGGUACGUUGUUUUGAUCCUUCAUACCAUAGUAUGGGUCAGCACGUUCUGAGUCACGCCUCGGGUGCCUAAGCUGCACUCGUCGUAGGAGUCCAGCACCACCAACAGUUGAAGUUCUGAUGACCGACAAGACAUCGAUGGGGCGAAAGAUCCGAAUGGGGAAUCUGGAGUCAUGCUGGCCGCGCCGCCAGUCCUACCGGUGGGUUCAUCAGUCGAGCCAUGGAGUAGUUCAUGUUUUCCAUCUCAAGCAGGUGCGACCGGCUUGUUUACGCGAACCUCGACGGACUCUUCAACAGUACAUACAUGCUAGGACCAAAGAGUCGGUACACAAGCCUUCGCGCAGAAGUCCGGGAACACCAUGGGUACGCAUGCGCGCGUCUGUUCAACGUCUAGAUACAGAAUGGCGCACGUGCAUCCUAGUUACAUCCCAUUGUAUGGAUCAUCAACUUUGCCCUCUUCGCGUUGUCCUGUAUGAAUCGACUUGUAUCCUUGAAAAUUUAGGCGUCGGGAAAUGGGUGCGCGAACAAAGAUCGUUCACGUGGCGUACGUCAUCCCGAGGUUGGUCGCAUAACGCGUAUGUAGGUCCACUUGCUGCUCAGGGUCUCGAGCAACGUGGUGCUACUAUCAUCAACAUUACGAGCUUGCAAAAGGCGAGAUGUUCACAUCAAGAAGAAUGCUGGACAUCCAGCUAGACAAUGCCGAAAGAAAUAUUAUUUUUUAACCAGGGCUAUGUGUAAAUGUUCAAGACGGUUUUCCAGGUUUUGCGGGGUUGUUGCUCGCACAGGGCAACAGCUGAGACACGACCUGCUUCGCGCGACCUUGGUCCUUGGAC
Messenger RNA from Paraphaeosphaeria sporulosa, 916 nucleotides. RefSeq lists its product as uncharacterized. Bases 204 to 776 code for a protein of 190 amino acids. NCBI's taxonomy places the organism in Eukaryota, Fungi, Ascomycota, Dothideomycetes, Pleosporales, Didymosphaeriaceae. The record is from RefSeq and is a predicted model, not a curated record. The transcript has a single exon.